CAUUGAUAUCCACUAGGCGUACUUGCGGCUAAAGACAGAAAACUUUUUGUAGCGCACGCUAGCAAGAGUUAUUGCUUCGCGUGACACAUCUACAAUGUGCACGUGACUUUAGUUUUCGCUUGAUCGGUGGUAGCGUGCUGACUCCCUCAUCUGUGAUAGCGAAGAUUGAGUGUAAAAACGAAGCUUACUGCUUGAGAACUGGAGCUCGUUUGGUCGUGAUGCGAACUAGAAGAGAUUUCGAUUGCACACAACCUGGAUGAAGGAAACAAACUGGAAUAGGUUUUGAAGGUGGUUAAUUCCUCGGUUAUUUUCAUCCCAUGUGCUUCUCCAAGAUGAUUUCUAGUUUGCAACAGACGUGUACAGUGGAAAGUGCAGUUGGUCUCUAGACAGCGCAUGGCAGGAUCCUUUCCAACACUCAUUGUUUAUCAUAAAGGGCACUUGAUCACAACCUAGACUCUAAUAGUAUAUGAUAAUGUAUGUGCAGGUCAAAUAUUGUAACUCUUAUAUUAGGAGACACUUACACAGACGAUUUUCAAAUACCCUACUUUAAUGACUCGGCUCUUCUACUGCAGACACCUUGACUUGUUAGACUACAGGUGUGAUAAUCAUAACAUGUACUACAGGAAGUUUGUUCUUCGCGCGAAAACAAGUGGAAAUACGGGUUUUUAGUUUCGCGCGAAAUGGAUUAGGUACUGUACAUUGUGCAGACAGGUUUGCUGACACUUUCCAGCAUUAUGCCAUCUGGUGCACGUGCAUGCCAUUACGUUUCUGUGAGUGUCACGUGAAACAAUGCGUUAGCGUGCGUUACAGCAGAAGUCCUCUGUCUUUACCUUCUUUUUACUUAAAUUAAUUAAAACGCAGGAGUCGUGUGUGACACUCACAGUACUGGCUUGUGAUGUAGGAGAUGUGCAUGAUUAAGUACAUACCCAUCCCUACAUACCCAUCAUUUUCUCAAAAUGUUUUUUUUAUUUUUUGUUUUUGUAACACGGAAUGACGUUGGGGUGUCAGUUGAUGACGUUGGGGGGGGAACUUAGUAGACGGUAGUCCACUUAUAGCAGUUAGUAAGGAGAGAUGGCAGGAAGUACAGUAGACGGGAUGAUACCAGACUCUCGCGCCUGGAAUUGUCAUAAAGGCACCGGACAAGACUAGCGCGAGAGAGUUUGGGGACGAGGCACGGAAAGCGGUCGGAAUGCAUUUCAAUUCUUGCGCUGGAAUGAGUAGCGUAGCUCGAGUACAUGACACAAUCAGUUGUAGUCUGAUAGAGUUGACACAGCUAUUAUGACUAAUUAGUAAAGGCACCUGGACAAACUAAACAAGUGAGAACACACCUUGCGCAUGAUAGCACCUCUGCACGGCAAGGUGAUAAUUAUGAUUAAUUAGCGCAAACCCGGGUUUCUAACCCUAGUGUGAACACAUCCUUUUUUGGAAGUUUGUUGUUCGCUAUCAUGCAAAACCUAACGCCGGAUAACGAUAAUUAAGUUACAAUUGAGAGCUAUAUCUACACCAGGUUGCAGCCGGACUCUCUAAAUCGUCGGCAGUCUACCAAAGCUCGAGGAAUGAUGGAAAAACUGUUGGUGUUUGCUGCGUUACUGCUGCUAGUAUUCUACUAUGCAGCUGGUGCUGCUGCUGCUGAGGCCAUCGAGUCUACUAUUUCUGAGAAAUCUGGUAGCGUACGAGAUACAGAGUUACAGCUUAGCAGGAAUCGUCUGAGAAGGGACCCAUACGAGUACCUGCAAAAGUUGCUACUUCUCUGGAACCUCCAAAUUACAAGCGCACCUAUUGGCUCUCUCCAAAAGCCUGCACAGUCAUGCCAGCAUCUUUUGAAUGUGGACAAGUAUGCACCCAGUGGUGAAUACUGGAUUCGACCUAAAGGGUCGAACAAAAUGCAAGUCUAUUGUGAGAUGGAUGUAGGUGGAGGCGGAUUCACGUUUGUCUCAACCCGGGCAGUGACUGCCAGUGCAACAUCAUCAAGCAUAAGUCAGCUGAUGACCAAAAGGUCGUCUGUACUCUUUCGUUUUGUGACUGAUAAGUUUGAGCAGUACUACUCAAUCGUCGAGCAACUGGACAAGUUCAGAUACAAGCCCUUGUUUGUUGCACAAAACAGUGAUGUUGGCUAUACACAACCACUCAACAAACGUACAAUGGGCGCUACAGGUUACCUAUUUGUUGGCAUACUCGACGCUGCUACAGCUAGAGUGAAAGGUGCAGUGCAGGGAUACAAAUCCAACGGAGUUCCAAUCGACUUUACCAACUGUGAUGCCAACCCGAAUUCAUACAUUGCCUUGUUUCCAAAUCAUAAUGAGUUGUCUCCCCGUUCUUAUCAUGUACCUGGCAUUUUUAAUAGGUGGCGUAAUACCUUUAAACCAAUACCAGCAGGUCUCGAGAUGCCUCGAAAGUAUUUCUUCUUUACAGAGAUGCACUUUGGAGGUUGUGGUGUCUACUCCUCCAGUGAUAAUUGGGGUUUCCUGACAGCAUCUGCCGUUGGGGUUCGUUGAUGCAGCAACAUGCAGCAACAUGCAGCAAUGACUCGAUGAAUGGACAACAGAAGUAUUACGCGUUAUAGAUAUUAGACACCCUAGUGUGUGUCUACAGGUGCAUGGGUUGAGAGCUGUAAGCGUUGGACAUGCUGUUAGUCGAGACGUAGAUUCUAGAAUACAAGUUGUGUAACCGUUCGGAGCACAGUA
Corticium candelabrum is the source of this 2684-nucleotide messenger RNA. RefSeq lists its product as uncharacterized. Gene Ontology annotation, molecular function: oligosaccharide binding; extracellular matrix structural constituent. Lineage: Eukaryota; Metazoa; Porifera; Homoscleromorpha; Homosclerophorida; Plakinidae. The transcript has 4 exons. The coding region runs from base 1557 to 2495 and encodes 312 amino acids. The record is from RefSeq and is a predicted model, not a curated record.